Messenger RNA from Lipotes vexillifer (Yangtze River dolphin), 2340 nucleotides. It is a transcript of the gene SLC6A18, whose product is annotated as solute carrier family 6 member 18. Gene Ontology annotation, biological process: nitrogen compound transport; sodium ion transmembrane transport; amino acid transport. NCBI's taxonomy places the organism in Eukaryota, Metazoa, Chordata, Mammalia, Artiodactyla, Lipotidae. The record is from RefSeq and is a predicted model, not a curated record. Gene Ontology annotation, cellular component: plasma membrane.
AUGGCGGGCACCCUGGAGCCGGACCCACCUGUGGAUGCUGGUGGGGAUGAGCGGCCUAAGUGGGACAACAAGCUCCAGUGCCUCCUGAGCUGCGUCGGGUUUACCGUGGGCCUGGGCAACCUCUGGAGGUCCCCGUACCUGUGCCAGACCUACGGGGGAGACACCUUCCUCAUCCCCUACCUCAUCGCCCGGCCUUCGAGGGCAACCCGCUUCCACAUCGAGCUCGCCAUUGGCCAGCGCCUGCGCGGGGGCAGCAUCGGGGUGUGGAUGGCCAUCUCGCCCUACCUGGGUGGAGAGGGGCUCGGCGGCUUCAUCACAUCUGUCCUGGUCAGCAUGCACUGCGACACGGUCCUGGCAUGGGUGCUGUGGCACCUCCCCAACUCCUUCCACCCGCUGCCCUGGAGCGCCUGCCCGCCAGACCUCAACCACACGGGCUUUGUGCUGGAACGCCGGGACAGCAGCGCUGUGAGCCUCUGCCGGUACCGGCAGACACUGAACAUCACGGCCGACAUCAACGGCAGUGGCUCUGUCCAGUGGUGGCUGCUGGUCUGCUUGACGGCCUCCUGGGCCAUGGUGUACUUGUGCGUCAUCAGAGGCACUGAGACCACUGGGAAGGCAAUUUAUUUCAUGGCCUCGUUCCCGUACCUGCUCCUCUAGGUUUUCCUCAUCAGAGGACUCACCCUGCCUGGGGCGACCGAAGGACGGACCUACCUAUUCACGCUCGAUAUGCAGGUCCUGCAGAGCCCCCGGGUGUGGCUGGAUGCAGCCACCCAGAUAUUCUUCUCUCUGAACCUGGCCUUUGGACAACACAUCACUUUUGCAAGUUACAACCCGCCCAGGAACAACUGUAAGAGGGACGCGGUGACCAUUGCCCUGGUCAACGGCAUGACCUCCCUCUGUGCGCCCAUUACUGUCUUCUCUGUCCUGGGGUUCAAGGCGGCCAGCGACCACGGGCGCUGACUGGACGGAAACACCUGCCUCGUCAACGCCUUCGACCUCCCCGACCAGAGCAUCUCCAGGGAGGACUACGCAUCUGCCCUCGCGCACCUUGACUCCACCCAGCCCGAGCGGGUGGGGUUCCCCCUGGAGGCCUGCUGCCUGGAGGACUUCCUGGAUAAGCCCGGACAGGGCUGCCGCAGCCUGACUCAGGAGAGUGUUGGUGCACACGCGUGCCCCAGUGUGGAUGUGAGCGCCCACCAUGCACUGCGUUGCAGAGCCUCGGGCACAGGCCUGGCCUCCAUCGUCUUCACGGAGGCCAUCCUCCACAUGCCGGGGGCCCCCGUCUGGGUUGUGCUCUUCUUAGGGAUGCUGUUCAGCCUGGGCCCGACAUCCAUGUUCAGGAACAUGGAAAGUGUCGUCACACCACUCCUGGACUUGAAGGUCAUGCCCAGAUGGGUCCCCAAGGAGGCCCUGACUGGGCUGGCCUGCCUGCUCUGCCUCCUCUCGGCCACCUGCUUCACGCUGCGGGCGGGAAACUACUGGCUCGAGAUCUUUGACUGCUACGUCCCUUCCCUGGACCUGAACCUCUUUGCGUUCUCCGAGGUGGCUGGUGUCAUUUAUGUUUAUGGGAUGAAACGGUUCUGUGACGACAUAGUGUGGAUGACCAGGCGGCAGCCCGGCCUCUACUGGCAGGUGACCUGGAAGGCUUUCAGCCCCCUGCUGCUGCUGCUGACCACCUUUGUGGCCUACGCUGCCCUCCUGGCUAGCUCACCCCGGGGCAAGGCCUGGAACCCCCAACACGUAGUCCCCUCGGGGCAGGGGAAGCCCUGCCCGGGCUGGGUGCGGGCCACCUGCACGCUCCUGUCCUUCCUGCCUGCACUGUGGGUCCCGGUGGCCCUGCUGCUCACCCGGCGCAGACAGAAGUGGCAGGACACGCGGCCCGUGGUCGUGGUUCCCGACACCGUCGCGCCCUCCAGACCAGCUCGUGGCGCAGCCCAGCUCCGACACUGCAGUCCACGUGCUUCCCCAGGUGGGAGACAGCCCACUGUCUGCCUCCUGGGCCCUGCGGUGGGUGGCCAGGCACUGUACCCGGAGAUUCCACGGACAAACAACGGGGAUGCCGACAGCCAGCCAGAGGUCAGCUCUAAGGCCCUGGGCACUGGAUACACGGGCUUGCUUCCAGCCCCCAGCCCCACGGCCUCACUCAGGGAGACCAUGUGUGUCCUUGGUGUCAUGCUGGGAACACUUCCCACUAAGCUCCAGUCCCAGGCCGGGCAAACGCUGUCCGUGGUGCUGAACCACCCCCGGCUGACAAGUACCACAGUGAAGCCAGGCAUGCGUGAGGGGGCCCUCCUCGCCCUCGGCAGCCCAGACCCCAGUAAACAGAAGCACGGGCACUAG